AUGACGACUCCAGUUUGGCUCAUUACUGGUAGCUCCAAUGGCCUUGGUCUGCUAUUAAGUCUUCGAGUGUUGAAGGCUGGACAUAAAGUUAUUGCAACGGUGCGAGACUCAAACAGAUCAGCUGAUGCCGUCCGUCAAAUCGAAGAAGCUGGCGGAAAGAUCAUUGCCAUCGAUCUCUCAGAAUACAAAGCAAACAUCACCAAAAAGAUCCAAGAUGCUGAGAAGAUCUAUGGACGAAUCGACUAUUUAGUAAACAACGCUGGAUACUCCCUUUUGGGUGCUAUCGAGCUCUUCACGGAGACUGAAGCCGAACAUCAAAUCCAAACAAAUGUGUUUGGUCCGCUUUAUGCCCUCCAAGCUGUUAUCCCGGGUAUGAGGAGCCGGGGUUCGGGCACCAUCGUCAACGUCAGCAGUAUAGCUGGACAAGAUGCCCAGCCAAGCUGCGGACUCUAUAGCGCCAGCAAGUUUGCGCUCGAGGGUCUAACUGAGAGUUUAUCUAAGGAAGUUAAAGAGUUCGGGAUCAAUGUCCUCCUGGUUGAGCCUGGAGCAUUCCGCACCAACUUUCUCGAAGCCAGCGUCAAAAGCAACAUCGCCGACGAGAAGGCGUAUCAAGGAACUUUGUUGGAAGCAACUCUUACCAAAUUCACCAACGCAGCAGGGAAACAGUCUGGAGACCCCCGCAAGGCCGUGGACAUCAUCUUUGAAGUUGCUAGUGGAGAGGGGGCAGCUGGACAUCUGAAGGGCAAAAUACUGAGGCUACCUUUAGGCAAAGACUGUUUUGCUCGCCUGAAAACAAAGCUUGAGUCUGUGCAAAGCGAUGUUGAUGUAACUCAGGAUAUUGGUAUCACUACUGACUUGAACGAGAGAUAG
Messenger RNA from Fusarium sp. VM40, 870 nucleotides. The record is from the annotation of a GenBank genome assembly. Lineage: Eukaryota; Fungi; Ascomycota; Sordariomycetes; Hypocreales; Nectriaceae.